UCCGUGAGAUUUUUCCUGCCUGUCGUCGCUGACGAUGGAAUGCGCGAACGAGCAUCUACGAGCCUAGUAAAGGACGACGUGACUUCGUAGUGUGUGUGUGUGUGUGCAGCACACAUAGACGACCAGUGGUAGCAGGAAAAAAACGGUUUGUAAGGUGCAGCCGAGGCGAACGGGCUUGCAUGCAUAUAACGCGAGUGUAUGCGUGCAAUGCUGUUGGCGUGCAUGUAAGAAGGUCCAUCUGUUUCGCCGUUGAGAGGAUGCGUCCUGUGAUUAUAUCGCUGACUAGACUCGAGAUUUCAACGUAAAUUAAGAAUUGCCAUGGAUUGUCAAUAAGAAGAAAAAAAACCUUUUCUCCGGUUGAAUAAAUCUGUGGGAUAUUUUUCCUGAAAGAAGUACACCGUGGUUAGUGUACAGAAGGCAGCUCCAGUAGCUUACUGUAGAGCUUCAGUGAGUGACACGUAUUCACUGGAGGAAAAUGUAUAAAGACAAAAUGAUACAAUAUGCAGACAUAGGUGGCCAAUAUGGAGCAAUUGAGUAUAACAGACUGAUGUGUAUCUCGCUUAGUUGAUGCACGGGAUGCUGUCUUAGACUUCUGUCUAGCACUUUAACUGCAUAUCCUUAGUCCCGCUCUGUCAGAGCGUAUUGUCCGCAUUGUCCGAAAAUAUUCAGUGUUCAUAAAAUCGCUUUUAAUGAGGCCGAAAGCGCGGCCGAGAAGGCAGACUUUGUUUUGAGGAGGUAUAGCGUUCUACAAUCGACUUUAAUGAACAAUGAACCAUUCGGGAAGCGGUAAACGCCAGGCGAAGGUUUUGGAAGAUAAUUUUUGGGACUGCAGCGUCUGCACUUAUAGGAAUACAGCGGAAGCAUUUAAGUGCCUCAUGUGUGACGUCCGCAAAGGAACCUCUACGCGGAAACCCCGCAUAAACCCCCAAUUGGUAGCUCAGCAGGUUGCGCAGCAACAAUAUGUGCCACUUUUGAAACCAGGCAAGAAGGAAGGUAGCAGCGGCGGCAGCACAACCAGCGGCGGCAAAGAAAAGGAGCGCAAACUGGACAAACCAAGGCGCAAGAACAGACACCCGCCGCGUCUCAAAAAUAUCGACCGUAGUACUGCGCAGUCGAACGAAGUGACAGUAAACAAUGUUACCGUUGUUAUCACGGAGUACAAGCCCAAAGUGAAGAAGGGCUCGGACCAGUCGGGCGUGUCCAGCAGCGCUAGCUCCGAGAACGGGAGCCAACACGACUCCAAUCAGGAUUCGAGAAGUCUGGACAUCGGCACCGACGCCUAGCUUAAUGCUAUAUAUAUGUUACAUAUGUGUACGAAUUAUUCUAAUUAAUAUAUUGUAUAAUGUAUGUCUCAAACCUCUUCAUGGUACCGCUGUACACAUCCUAUAGACAAAGGAAAAGAAGAAACGACUGUUUUGUCUAAUAUGCAUUGCAGAUUGCAUUACAUACGUAUAUAUAUAUAUAUAUAUAUAUAUAUAUAUAUAUAUAUA
Messenger RNA from Odontomachus brunneus, 1490 nucleotides. RefSeq names its product YY1-associated factor 2 (gene RYBP). The coding region runs from base 768 to 1283 and encodes 171 amino acids. The record is from RefSeq and is a predicted model, not a curated record. Gene Ontology annotation, biological process: positive regulation of DNA-templated transcription. Gene Ontology annotation, cellular component: nucleus. Gene Ontology annotation, molecular function: transcription coregulator activity; DNA binding. The transcript has 4 exons. Lineage: Eukaryota; Metazoa; Arthropoda; Insecta; Hymenoptera; Formicidae.